UCUCGCCAGGGCUUUCUGAUGACAUUGCAAACUAUUCAGCAGUCAACAAUUCAGCACAAAGGCAUUCGGAGUCACGCUGGCAUGUUGUGACAAAAUCACACAAUUACAUGGGAUCCGUCCCAUUCUGAAAAUGCCUAAACAGCAAAUGGCAGAAGUAAAAGGAAUCAAAUGUCAGAGCCAGCACAGUCUGAGAGACUUGAAACUCAGACUCCACGAUCCAUGGGGAAAGUUUCCUGCUGUGCCAUGGAAUAAAGGUGCCGGAUAGAAAAUGACAGCAAGACUUCUAAGAGCACCCCUGGCUUUGCUCUUCCUUGGCCUCUUUGGGAUCCUGAAGGCGACAACAAUAUCGUGCAGAAACGAGGAAGGUGAAGCUGUGGAUUGGUUUACAUUUUAUAAGUUGCCUAAAAGGCAAGACAAGGAAAGUAGAGAGACUGGGGUAGAGUACCUAUACCUAGACUCUGCAACCAGAAGCUGGAGAAGGAGCAAGCAACUAAUGAAUACCACCAAGAGUGUUUUGGGAAGGACAUUACAACAGCUAUAUGAAGCACAUGCUUCCGAGGAUAACAACACAGCCUAUCUAAUAUACAAUGAUGGAGUCCCUAAAUUCAUGAAUUACAGCAGAAAGUAUGGACAUACCAAAGGUUUACUUCUGUGGAACAGAAUCCAGGGGUUCUGGUUGAUUCAUUCCAUUCCCCAUUUUCCUCCAAUUCCUGAAGAAGGCUAUGAUUAUCCACCCACAGGGAGACGAAAUGGACAAACGGGCAUCUGCAUAACUUUCAAGUACAACCAGUAUGAAGCAAUAGAUUCUCAGCUCUUGGUCUGCAACCCAAACGUUUAUAGCUGUUCCAUCCCAGUAACCUUUCAUCAGGAGCUCGUUCACAUGCCCCAGCUGUGUGCCAGAUCCAGCUCAUCAGAGAUCCCUGGCUGGCAUCUCACCACACUUCAGUCAGCCCAGGGACAAAAAUUCCUCCAUUUUGCAAAGUCUGAUUCUUUUCUUGACGACAUCUUUGCAGCCUGGAUGGCUCAACGGUUGAAGACGCACUUGCUAACAGAAACCUGGCAGCGAAAGAGACAAGAGCUUCCUUCAAACUGCUCCCUUCCUUACCAUGUCUACAAUGUCAAGGCAAUUAAGUUAUCUAGACAAUCUUAUUUCAGCUCUUAUCAGGAUCAUGCCAAAUGGUGUAUUUCCCAAAAGGGCACCAAAAAUCGCUGGACAUGUAUUGGAGACCUAAAUCGGAGCCCACACCAAGCCUUCAGAAGUGGAGGAUUCAUUUGUACUCAGAAUCAGCGUAUUUACCAAGCAUUCCAAGGAUUAGUUUUAUAUUAUGAGAACUGUAACUAAACUUGGUGAAAGGACAUAUGUGCUAUCAUUUUCAACACUGAUAUGGGAUCUUCUUCUACUAG
Molecule: messenger RNA, 1404 nt
Organism: Balaenoptera musculus (blue whale)
Lineage: Eukaryota; Metazoa; Chordata; Mammalia; Artiodactyla; Balaenopteridae
Gene: DNASE2B
Product: deoxyribonuclease 2 beta
Exons: 6
Coding region: 269-1342 (357 amino acids)
Biological process (GO): apoptotic DNA fragmentation
Molecular function (GO): deoxyribonuclease II activity
Source: RefSeq, a predicted model, not a curated record